UGCACGGAAGGCCGUAGCUCGCCCGUGGGUUAGUCUGCCUCAGCCGCCGGACAGAUCGGUUCACCGAGGCGUCUGUCUUUCGGUUCACACGGCGCUGUACGAAAGCCUAUUGUCGCGAUCACUGGCAAGCCUCGCCGACGUGUGCCAUCGUCUGAGAGCGGAAGAGCAGUUGCCACAGGGCCGGCAGCCGGGCAGCAAACCCCGAGGGCGAGGGCAUUGGGGCGCGAGGGGCGAGGAGAGAGGCUCGGAGGCCGUCGUCUGCAGGAGAGGCUCGGAGCGGCGCAGGAAUACCACGACGAUGUACACGGUCUCGCGCGGCCCCAGCAGGAUCAUCCACAGGACACGGAGGGAUCUGAGCCAAAAGUUAGAGAGUCUCGACCAAAUCCGAGAAUUGAGAAGGAAGAAAGAUACAACAGAGGACACGGAACACACUACGAUGAGUGCCCCGCGGCCAGUGUUUCAGAGCGUGGGCGGCAGCAAGGGCGGCCGGGGCUCCACCAACGGGCGCGCUCCCAAUCACGACGCUAUUUCGCCCCAGCACGAGGAACUCAUUCGCUACUUCAACGAUUCUUGGGGCCGAGUAUACAAGGAGCUUGAGAUGAGCAGGCAAAGUGGGCAUGACAUAAGAGGAAGUGGCAUUGCCUACUAUCAAGAAAAAAAUGUUCAUCCAGCAUUACAGGACUUCAAGCCUUUCGACCUUGAAGAAUUUUGGGGCAAGAGAGUUUAUCAGAAUCUGACACAGUCGUAAGCCAAAGAAGACACGCACAAGCUCUCACAAGGAGGAGUGUAGGGGAUGGCCCUGCUCGUGCCCAUGGAUCGUUCUUGGCUGUCUCCUGAGGCUCCCUCCACAUCACCCACCGUGUGGCGGCUGUGGCUGCUGAGCGAGUGCAUUAAGAGGUUGAAUAUGUUAUGCCUGUUUUCAUCGUGAGCAGACACCUUUAUUUCUGGAAAAGGGCUCUUGCAGUGCAUGUCCUGCAGCAGUCACAUUCUUAAGUUGCUGGACUUAUAUUGUUGAUUAUUUUAUUCUUUUUCUUUGUUAAUUGUCAGUAUUUGAAGGUCAGUGUACUUGCUGAAGCAUUUAUGUUCGAUUUUUCAUUUUGAAAGAAGGUUGAGAUUUAAAAGAAGUUCUUUUCAGGCAUGUGAAUUGUAAGACAAGUGAACUGAAUGAGUAGUUUUCCCAUAUGUUGGGAAAUAGAUUUUUAGAACUGAUUAGGUAAUAAUCCAAGUAACUUUGUAGCAUUCCAGAGAGACAAACAAAAAAUGAAAAUAAAAAAAAUAAAAAUAAAAAAAGGAAAAGAAAAAAAUGGAAUCAAACCAUAUAUUAAGGCUGCAUAUAUUGAUAUUGUACCAACAAUUGUUGCACCAUUUAUGCUGUAUUUUCAGGAUAUUUUCCAUGGACUUUGACAUUUCAAGUGUGGCGGGUUUGUUAGGAAAUAUUAUAUAUUUCUCAUAUGCUUGCUAUACAGUACAAAACUCUAAUAACCAAUGCCACAAAAUAACAAGAACUGGACAUUGAAAAACCAGCUAUUUUUAGAUUUAAAUUAAUAGCAUAUUUAAUCAGUUGGAGUCACAUGACAUUAACAUUUUUCUUUCCUCAUAUGCAUUGGCAUUGAUUUAAUGCAAUGAUACACAAGUUAAUUAGAGGCCUUCAUGUUUGAUCUUGUAGAAACAUGAUUAAAAGUUCGUAAAAUCCUUACCUUCAUCUUCUGUUAUGUAAAAUGUGUGUUGAGUAUGUGCCUGUGCUUGUGCAUUACAUGCUCACGCUCACACACAAAAUACACACACACACACAUACACAUGUGCAUACAGAUACAUAGAUUCACACACAUUCGCAUAUAUACAUAUGUAUAAAAGCAUAUUUAUGCAAGCUUAAUUUGUUUGUGAACUGAUGUUGAAGCACCUUUGUGAAGGUGCAUUUUUCCCCUGUAUGAAAACAGUAUAUAGAGAAAAGGUCUCUAUGUUGCAAAAAAUAUAACUGUCAUAAUCAGUUAGCAUAUGUAUUGGUUUGUGGAACACGUUCAAGGAGUCACAACUCUUGAAAAUGAAAAUGAGAGUAGUAAUCCAUCAGUGUUGGUUGGCAGUAUAUUUAGCUGUUCAACAUUUGAAGUGUUUUUUGUAAUAUAUCUGGAGAUGAGUGACAAACAGUAGUUACUGUAAUGUGAUUAUGUGAUUCCCCUCAUGUAUAUUGCUAAUUUUGUAUCUUGUACAUUUUGAAAUGCUUUUACCCAGCCUUGCAGAUGUUUUAAAGGCUGAUGUUACUAGGUAAAUGGGGGCAAUCAUAACAGGGACAGAGUUUCAGGAAGUGGAAGAGUAGUGCUCCGCUAAGUUGCACUGUUUAGGACUUGCGAUGUUUUUCAUUUUAUUUUUUCUUUUGUCAUGAGACCCUAACUGUGAUGCUACUCAGUAUGCCAGGAGUCUAAGUAUGUCGAGUGUCAGUUGGAUGAAGGGGUUGCUCCCCGGAGGGUACUAAGCAUUCACCAUAACACUACACCAGUGAUUGGGUUUAACACUAACCCCAGGAAUACUCAAGUUUAGCACAUAUUGUGGCCCUUUUUCACUAGACGUAAUGGAUAUUUCACUGUAUUUUGGAUACAUUUUGUGACUUGUUUUGAUAACAUAUUUUAGUGAUACAGUUGUAUGCUUAUAUACUAAGUGAGCUCAGUCCCUCAGGGGCACAACCUAAUUGAUUAGUCUGUGAUAUUAUUUUGUUUCAGCUUGUGAAGACUUGUAAGUUGAGACAAAGUAUUUUGAACCAAUCUUGAUGCUGGAUAUCUUUGACCCCGACAUAUUUUCUAAAAUACACCCUGAAAAUCUA
Molecule: messenger RNA, 2815 nt
Organism: Penaeus vannamei (Pacific white shrimp)
Lineage: Eukaryota; Metazoa; Arthropoda; Malacostraca; Decapoda; Penaeidae
Source: RefSeq, a predicted model, not a curated record